GCAGGACGACGACACGGAGACGAUGCAUUUGUUGGCGCCGCGCACGCAGCCAAACGCCAAACGCAAACAAACAACAAAAGGAAGCGCUGGGUGCUGUCGAAUUCGGCCUCGAUCGUUCGACUUGCGCGUGACCCGACGACGAUGACGUCGAGCAGUGACGACAUGCGCUGCUGCAUCCCCAGCUGCGUCAACCACCAUCGGCGGGUAGCGCCUCCCGACGCCACAUCCGACGCGCGGCCCACUUUCUUCGGCGUUCCCGAGGCGCGCGUCGGUGAGGACAUCACCUCGGACACCGUGUUGCGCCGGGCGUUGUGGCUUCGCCGGCUCAAGAAGUAUGCCAAGCAUGUGGACCCGGACACGGCGCUCGUCUGCAACAGGCACUUCACCCAAGGUCACCCUGCCGAACCGGACGACACAAACACAGUGGACUGGCUGCCAAACGCUCAGUUGGCGAGUCCUGAGGAGCUGACCGAGGAAAUGGAGGAGAUGAAUUUCGAGGAAGAAGAGGGCAGCGAGGAGGAAAACCUGGACGAGGAGUUCGUUUCGUACACCAACAGACAAAAGGAGAAGGUGGAUCGGUUAAAGCGAGAAAACGUGGCGUUGAAGCGUAAGCUCUCGGACAUGACCCAGACGGGGAUCAUCCAGGGAAUGAGACUGAAAAUGCUCAAGUCGAUGAAGGUGAAGGAUGAGCCCGAAGACCAAGAGAAAGUGAAGGUGGACGUUAAAAGCGAGCCGGCUGACGAGAAAAGUGCAGGCGAAAGCAAACCCAAGUUGCAGAUUAACAAUAUUAAAAUGAAACUGAGCAACAUACUGGGUACGCUAAAGUGACGAAAAGUUUUAAACAUGACUUUGUGUUUUCAGUAGUUAGACUGCGGAAAUCAAUUAUUAAUUUGUCGAUUUUGCGGCAAGAGUUUGUACUUUACAAAUUGAAACAAUCAAGCUUUAAGUAGCUGAACCAGGAUUAGGCAGCUUGUUUGGCUGCAUUUUGUAUUGCUAGAAAACUUUUGACUCAUCAACAUUGAGACUUGAAUAUGUGAAUAAAUAUCAUCAAUAUCUUUUUUAA
Molecule: messenger RNA, 1063 nt
Organism: Cloeon dipterum
Lineage: Eukaryota; Metazoa; Arthropoda; Insecta; Ephemeroptera; Baetidae
Exons: 2
Coding region: 142-828 (228 amino acids)
Source: RefSeq, a predicted model, not a curated record